UUACCAUAAUUGUUAUCGUGGGUUUUGCAACAAUUUGGAAGUUGGACUGAGGACGAAAAACGACUAAGAAAAUGGAUGUCAAGGUCAUAAAUGCUAAAUCUGGCAAGGAGUUGCUGACCCUCCACAAUCUGAACAAAGGAGUGACCAUUGAUGAUGUAAAGGAGGGUUUCUAUCAGAAGAACAGGAAGUUUUAUCCUGAUAGGCAGUCAUAUCGGACAGAGCCAAAGGGUAAAUCUUUGAAGGGCGAUGAAACUUUAGGAUCCCUGGGUAUCACUCAUGGUGAUAGUCUCUACUUCAAGGAUCUAGGGCCUCAGGUUGGAUGGACUACGGUGUUUAUGACGGAGUAUUCAGGUCCUCUGUUUGUAUAUCUCCUGUUUUACUUGAGGCCUUCAAUCAUCUAUGGAUCUGAUGCAUCACAGCCUCGGACUCUUGUGGCAAACCUUGCUAUGGGGUGUUGGACCCUUCACUACGCCAAGAGACUUUUUGAAACGGUCUUUGUUCAUCGCUUCUCUCACGCCACUAUGCCUAUCACCAAUAUCUUCAAGAAUUCUAUAUACUACUGGGGUUUUGCAGCCUUUGUUGCUUACUUCAUGAACCACCCAUUGUACACACCACCUACUUUUGGAGAUCGUCAAGUCUACUUUGGGCUCUUUAUGUUCUUGCUAUGCGAAUAUGGCAACUUCUGUAUCCACAUUGCCCUGCGUGACCUUCGACCCCCUGGCACCAGGGAACGACGUAUCCCGUACCCGACUGGUAACCCGAUGACCCAGAUGUUCCGGUUCGUCAGCUGUCCUAACUACACCUACGAGACGCUAGCAUGGGUCAGUUUUGCUAUCAUGACACAGUGUCUACCAGUACUUCUAUUCUGCCUUGCUGGGUUCGGUCAGAUGGCUAUCUGGGCUGGUGGAAAGCAUCGUAACUACAAGAAAGAAUUCAAGGAAUAUCCAAGGGGACGGAAAACCAUUCUUCCAUUCCUUCUCUAAGCUCCUCCCCCUCUCCCAUCACCCCCUAUCUUUCUCUCAAAUACCAUUUUAAAUCAUUCAAAUUAUCAAUGACUGUACGUGUUAAUUUUCAGGUACUACACCGUGUACAUAAUUUGAGACCUUUUUCCGAAUGUGUCGGGCAUGUUGGGUUGUUUGGUUUUUUUACUGAUUGAAUGACAAAGAUCAAUGCCAGAUUGGAAAAAAAAUCAUUAUUUCAAUCAAGAUGAAUGAUCAAAUUUAUAGUCUGCCUUUAAAAAUUGUUUUUUUAUGGGUGAUUUGCCUCCUGAAUUAAUGGAAAUCAAUGUUGCGAGAAAUGUAAAACAUACAUUCAUGUACAGGGGUUAGAUUAUUUUGAUGUACAUCUCAUUUUCAAGAAAAUAUGAUAGUUGUCAUGAUAAAAUCUAAUUUUGACGAGAAAUUGCAGGAAAGAUUUUAAUGGUAUUCCAUCGAGUGGAAGAAAUUAUUGAUUUACUAAUCACAAGAUGUCUCCUCCAUAAGAGAUAAUUAUGUAAUCGAAAGCAAAUUUUACUCAACUCCAGUACAAAAGAGAUUCCUUUUUCUGUUGAAUGGAUUAGUAUGGAAGGCAUAUAGUAUUACCAGGAAGUAUUAAAGAAGUGUUAAAAAAAUGGUAUUAAAAAUAUCCCCAUCAUCCUUAUCCAUUUUAUGUCGGAUUGAUUUAAAUUGAAGUAUUCAGUAUUUGAUUAUUAAUGUGUUGAUACCUUUCUCAUAUCUGCAUUACACAGUGUUAUUAAGAUCUAUUUUGUGCCAUUGUGUUUCCUUUUUUUAUGAUUUAUCAUAUUGUGUAUUUUAUACUUUGAAGGGGAAAAUACUUAGAUAAAUGUUCAUUACACAAAAUAUGGACAUUUUGUGUAAUUUGGUUUCCUCUAUGAUUUAUCAUGUUGGGUAUAUUUAAAUUUGAUGGGGGAAAAUGCUUGGAUAUAUGUUCAUUACACAUUUCUACUAAGAAGGACAUUUUGUGCCAUUGUUUUUUGUUUAAAGAUUCAUCAUGUCGGAUAUAUUGAAAUUUGAAGGGGGAAAAUACUUGGAUAUUUGUUAUUGAUAUAUGUGUAUUAUUCAUUACACAUGAAGUUCCUGGAUAAGACAUUGUGAAUUCCAUAUCAGUUUAAAUGAUAUUUACUUGCAGCAUAUGUAAUUUUGUUUGUGCAACAUUUGCAAAAUGAAUAUUACUACACAUAUCUAUGCAUGUGAUGGUUGAAUGUGUGUACAUAUAUGAUAACAUUUUUUACAUGACUAUACCUGCUUUAAACAUUCUUUGUGUGUUUUAAUUGACAUUUUUCAUGCUAUCUACUGACAAGAGAUGGCCCAUGGAAUUGACCUAAAUAUUAUAUUAGUACGAUAUCGUUCAACUCUUGUAGGCUUGUUUUUGUUUGUGUUUUACACAGAGCUGCCAACUAUUAAGAUAAAGUCAUAAUGUUAAUGAUUUUCAUGUCAAAUUAUGCUUUUGAGCGUAAUUAUUACACUUAUGAGAUAGAAUAGGUAUACACAUUUAAUACUCGUGUAGUAAUACAUUGCACAGUGGUGAAAUUUACUUGCUUGACUAGGCAAGCUAGUGCUCCAAAAGAGUAAUGUAACACCCUGGAUAAAUAUUUCUGACAACCAUCUUGUAGGGUUGGCAAAACUGAGCAUUCACAUAUGAAAUUGUGACUUUUAUCUCCGAAUUAUGACUUAUGAGAUUCUGGAUCAUUACUCUUAAGCCCAACGCACACUAUGCAAUCUGGGGCCUGUAACACAAAGCUUAGCAAUGAUCGUAGAACAUUUUUCUACGAUUGAUUGCAUUGACUACAAUGUACAAUCAAUCGUGAAAAUCAAGCAUACGAUCAAUAGCUAAGCUUUGUGUUACGGUACCCAGAUGCGAUGUGAUUUUUUGAUAAAUCGUUUUUUGCAUUUAAUGUGAAAGUUCCAAGAAGUAAGAUUAUUUCAUUUUAAGUUCAGCAUAAUGUUAGGAAUAAUAAAAUCAUAAAAAUAAAAUCAUAAUUUUGCUUGCGGCAAGCCCUAUGGUCAGCAUAAAGUCCAAAUCAGCUUCAAGUUACAGCCAAUGAUGACGUCAUAACGAUUUGGAAUUUGCUUUUAUUCCUACAGGGAGGCUUGAAGUAGACUGAAUUUUUAUUUCAGUAGUCCUACCACUGUUCUAAACUCUGAUCACUAAGAUUUUAUUUGUUUGAAUGUCCACAUCAAAUGUUAUUUCAAUUUCUUUGAAAAAAAUUGGAUCGCAACAAAUCGCAUAGUGUGCGGCGGGCUUUAAAGCUUGGCAGCUCUGUUUACAGCACUCUCAUGUUAUAAGCUUUGUUAUUAUUAUACCUCUGCUAAAGAAAUGUUUAAUGGGGGAGGGAUUGGAAUCGGCAUAAGGAUGGGUGACUGUAUGCCAAACAAAGAAAUUGUGUUGCUAUGGUAAUAUCAUAUAAUGGCAUUACUGCAGAAUUCUAUAUCCACAUUUUCAUAUUUCCAUGGUUGUAGUUUCAAGAUUAGGUUUUUAUUAAGUAGAGCAUUUGAGUUUAUUCCGAAUCUCUCGAUCCAAAAGUGGAAGAAAAACAUUUUUGUGUACAGUAGUGUCUGUAACAUGUUUACGUCCACAAAUAUUAUUUCUGAAUCUUAAUAAAAGUGCCUUGGUAAUCAUUCAUGCAAACACAUGUGAAAAUGCAGUCGUAAGCUGUCCGGAGUGCGAGGCAAUUUAAAAAAAAUUACUUCAUAUAAAAACCUAACCACUCGGUAAUUUAGGGAAAUUUUGAAGGCAGCAAGGAAAUUGCAGCAAGGCAAUCUUGGUUGUGCAGAAGUGCAUAU
Messenger RNA from Lytechinus pictus (painted urchin), 3782 nucleotides. Its product is annotated as very-long-chain enoyl-CoA reductase-like. The transcript has 11 exons. NCBI's taxonomy places the organism in Eukaryota, Metazoa, Echinodermata, Echinoidea, Temnopleuroida, Toxopneustidae. The coding region runs from base 72 to 983 and encodes 303 amino acids. The record is from RefSeq and is a predicted model, not a curated record. Gene Ontology annotation, molecular function: oxidoreductase activity, acting on the CH-CH group of donors. Gene Ontology annotation, biological process: very long-chain fatty acid biosynthetic process.